AUGUACGCCGCUCAGAAUAUAACGCCAACAGUUUUGGAUGCCAUGAACGGAAAUGUUUCCGAAUGGUAUAACGAAUGCGACAAUGCCAUUAGAAGGUCAGAAAUAGUUCCUGGAACUUACGAAUAUACAACUGCUGUUUCUUAUGGAAACGUAGGUGAGUUUGGAGAAGGUUCUUCAACAACAGUAGAUAUUGCUUGCGACAGGUUUCAUAUUAUUUCUAUUGACAACUCAUUCUUAUACGUGGAACAAGACAUUGAAAUAAAACCUUCUGCCAAGUUGUCUGACAAGAAAGGUUGCAAUGGAAUUUUCUAUGUCGGAUACCAAUAUGCUCCAGAAGUUUUCAUGGGAUAUAAGAUAUAUUCUAACUCUGACUUAGUUCAAACAGUAACAUGGGCAAACUAUGAAUGGUUCGCUUUGAGAAACUCAGUACAACCACAAGCUAGAGAACAAACAGACCAGUAUGCCACCAUUGAGAAAAUAAGAAGACUUGACCCUAACGUUCCAGGAGUUUAUGUUAACCUUUCUGGACAAACUGCAGCAGCAGUAACCAAAGUAAAACUGAAACUUAGAGUUCCUUUGUCAUCUUUCCUCAUCUUCAGGUUUUUAAGAUACUUGCCAAACUGGGCAGGAAAAAUUUCUAUCGAACUUACUCCAAGCAAAAAUAACUUAGUCAUUGCACCAACACAAGACCCAUUCA
Trichomonas vaginalis G3 is the source of this 697-nucleotide messenger RNA. RefSeq lists its product as uncharacterized. Lineage: Eukaryota; Parabasalia; Trichomonadida; Trichomonadidae. The record is from RefSeq and is a predicted model, not a curated record. The annotation marks the transcript as partial. The transcript has a single exon.